GCUUGUCUAGUUUCUAAGUGUUUUCCUUGAUCUUAUUUUCCUCGUUGUUUCGAGGAAAGUACCAAACUCGCCUGCAGGAUGGUCUAUUUAAUUAAUCCGUCAGUAAUCCUCCAACAUAUACUCGUAUUUGCAAUCAAAUUCUAAUUGUCCUCCACAAUGUUUCUAGUUUUUUUAACGGGCGGUUAGGGAUUGAAUUGGAAUCGAUGGCGUCUUCUUCAUCAUCUCACCAGCAAAAUGAAGAAUUUAAUGCUUUCUCUGGCAAAAGAAGGAUGGUUUGUGAAUCUUCAAGAUUGUUUGAUGUGUUCAUCAACCACAGAGGCCCCGAUGUCAAACAAACUCUUGCGAUUCACCUUUACAAUUCUCUUGAGCAGUUGGGAAUACGGACGUUUCUUGAUUCUCAAGAGAAAGAGCUUGGAGAUUCGUUUCCUUCCACUAUUCAGACAGCUAUUAGCUCUGCUUCGAUACACAUAGCCAUCUUUUCCAAAGGAUAUGCAGACUCAGCUUGGUGUUUGGCUGAGCUGGUUCUCAUGUUAGAAAGCCAGGCCAAAAUUAUACCCCUGUUUUAUGGAGUGAAACCCUCUGAUCUCCGUUACAUAGAAACUGGAGCAUACGCUGAAGCGUUUGUUAAAUAUAAAGAGAAGAGUAGAUACCUGGAGAAGCUUAAUGAGUGGAAGGAAGCCCUUCAGUCUCUUUCACUUAUAGCCGGGGAAGAAUUUAACAGUUUCAGUGACUGGCACUGCCAAACAAUAGUAGCAGCUGUGCAAAAAGAAGUACAAAGGAAAACACCUUUACAAGUUGCUCAAUAUCCAGUGGCGCUUAAUAAUCUUGUGAAUGAUUUUGAAAGGCAUUGUCUUGAGGAACUUGUACAAGAUUUUGAAAGCCAGUGUUGGUUGAGAGAUAAGGCUAAGGCAGUUGGCAUCUUCGGCAUGGGUGGAGCAGGAAAGACAACUCUAGUCAAAGAGUUGUUUAACCGAAAGAGUUGGACUUACGAAAGAUCAAUUUUUUUGUUUGAUGUGCGAGAAGCAUCUGAGAGAAGAGAAUUACCUUCCUUGCAACGUAAGCUUCUCAAAGAUCUCUUCCACAAACGUGAUCUUAGUUUUACAAGUAUAGAAGAAGGAAAAAGCUAUCUCAAGGAUAGUCUAGAAAGGAGUCCUGCCCAUUUUAGCUUCCUGAUUGUUGUAGAUGACAUCAAUCAUGUGGAGCAAUUAAAUGCUCUACUGAUUAUGGAUAUCGUGAAUAAAUUGGGUAAUAGUCUGGUUCUUGUCACAACCCGUGACAUUGGGGUGCUUAUGAGUGCAGGGAUUACUAAUGGUUAUCGUUUAAGAGGAAUGGAUAGAAAUUAUGGUAGCGAACUCUUCUGUUGGCAUGCGUUUGACCAACCCAAUCCAUUUAGCAGGUACGAGGAGCUGGUUAAAUCCUUUGUUGAUGUGUGUGGAGGGUUACCCUUGUCUCUUCAAGUUUUGGGCAGGCACGUUCAUGGUAGAAGUAUGGAUUAUUGGAGGUCAGAAUUAGUUGAAGUUAGAAAGACGCUGCCUCAGGACGUAAAGCGAAGACUGAAAAUAAGUUUUGACGCAUUGAAUGCUGAAGAAAAACAGAUCUUCAUGGACAUUGCUUGUAUUUUUGGGGGCAGAAAGCAGAGUUUAGCCGAAAUAGUAUGGGAGGGAUUAGGAUGGAAUGCUCAACAUGCACUGAACACACUCAGAGAUAAGUGUCUUAUAGAAGAAAUCAAAUAUAAAGUUUACGGCGGCGAAUUUUACAAAGGGACCAGUGAAGAGAAUAACUUAUUGAGAAUGCAUGACCACCUGAGGGACUUGGGAAGAGAAAUGGCACUUGAGUUCAGUCCUCCUCAUCGCCUGUGGCGUCCUCAAGAUCUGACAUAUUUGGAAUCAAGGGAUUUCAGAAAUAUCCUCUCUCUAACCAAUGUCAGGUGUUUCCAUUCCAUUUUUGACAAGUCCAUGAAUUCUCAAGUUGUAUUCUUCUUAGGCGGAUCAGGCAUUUGUCUUGAGACGUCAGCUUCUUUACUAUGGCUCCAGCUUGAGGACAAUUCAAGCAUUCCUUCAUGGAUUCCUCUACAAUGUUUGCAGUCUUUGAAAAUCAAACGACUACGACUCAAAACAUCUUGGUGGAAUCACACACGGGCGCUCUCCCAGUUGAAAAAACUUCAUAUUGAUCAAUGCCCAGAACUCAAGGAGCUAACUUUUGGUCAUCUCAGCUGCUUGGAAAAAAUUAUAAUUAAAAACUGUAGUAAUUUGAAAGGUGUGUUAGAAAUAUCUAAUCUUGCAAAGCUUGUAACACUGAAAAUUUCUCGUUGUGAGAAGCUAGAUUUGGAGUGCUUUUGUCUCAGAGGUAUGAAGUGUCUACAGAGCAUAACAUUUGAUAGAAGUGUAAAGGUGAAAUAUUUUAUGUUGGAUAGUUGUCAGAUUUUGAAAACAGUAGAAUUUAAUUGUCAAGAGCUUGUAGAAUUAAGCAUUCGGGGCUGUCAGGAGCUUGAGGAGUUGACAGAGUUUAGAGGUCCUAGUUGCGUGGAGAGGAUUAUAAUUGAUGGAUGCCGGAAGCUCAAACGUCUUCAAGUGUAUGGUUGUCGAAGAUUGAGAAGUGUGUCAGGUAACUUACGGGUUAAAAAGUUGUGCAUUAGCGAUUGUCCUGAGCUUGAGGAGUGUCCAAGUCUUUCCUAUUGUCGGGAAAUUGAUUUUGACUCUUGUGAGAAGAUACAGAACCUUACAGUGCCAACAACACUUAUGAAUAUUUCUAUACGAAAUUGCAGAGAUUUGCAGAGUUUAGCAGGAAUUGGUCAUCUUAUAGGGCUCACAAAGUUGUACAUUAGUGAUUGUCCCGAGCUUGAGGAGUUGCUAAGUCUUUCCAAACUAAGAUGCUUGGAGCGAAUUGUGAUUUACUCUUGUGAGAAGGUGGAGAAAAUGGCAAGUACUGAAGAGUUGCAUGAAUUAAUAAACAUGCAACUUUUUUAUUGCAGCAACGCAGUAAUUCAGAAUUGCAUUCCCUGGUUGAAGACUGUGCAGUCAAAUUAUACCUUUGUGAUCGGAAAAGCAAUGGAUGGAGCGGAAUCAGCUUUAAAUGAGUACCUAUUUUGUGACGCUAAUAUUGGCGUUGAUGCAGUCACUAAAACUGUCACUGAAAUUGGUGCUGAAAACGGUUACAAGUCGGAAAAAUGGCGAGAAUUAAUUACAGUUAUUGUAUGCUGUCUGGUUGUGGUUGAUGGCUCUACUCCGCUAGAGGAUAUAAAUGAAUCACUUCCAGACGGCCCCUCUCUUUAUGCCAAGAGACUUGAAGUGCGUCAAGGAGAAUGGAUAAUUACAAUGGUGGCACGAUAUGGUUAUACGAGUCACUGUUAUCAUCAUUAUAUGAAAAUUGACGAAGUUUUAAGGAGGUUUGGAAUAAUGAAGAAGAGGUUUGUGAUAGAGGUGAAGAAAGAUGAAGAGUGGAAAGGUGUGCAAGUUUUAUGUACAAUUGUUAAUAAGUUAUAUCAUUUAUGAAGGGAGUUGUCU
Molecule: messenger RNA, 3503 nt
Organism: Cryptomeria japonica (Japanese cedar)
Lineage: Eukaryota; Viridiplantae; Streptophyta; Pinopsida; Cupressales; Cupressaceae
Product: disease resistance protein Roq1-like
Exons: 5
Coding region: 204-3491 (1095 amino acids)
Biological process (GO): defense response; signal transduction
Molecular function (GO): ADP binding
Source: RefSeq, a predicted model, not a curated record